GGCAACAUUGUUCAUGUUUUUGUUUAUGAUUUUUUCAUAAAAGUGCAAAAGUGGGCGAAGCGAUUUAGCUAUUUGUUUAUUGCAGUGUUAUUUCUUGUGUUUAGCCGUCUUAGUUUCAUACAGGCAUGUUAUUUAAUACUGUACUCCAUAAAAAUGCAUUUUUCUAUUCCUAAUCUACAACAAUUUCAUGAUGACAAUGGAAUAUCAUACACGGGAUACAAUAUAUAUAUUGAUGGGGUUUUCCACUGUACAGCGCGAUAUAAACAACUUCUUAGUCUACAUGAACAGCUGCAAGCUCAAAACCCCUGUUUCAAAUUGCCGCAGUUUCCUCCAAAAAAGUUGUUCCUUACAAGUUCACAGCUAGAAGAACGGAGAAUUUUAUUAGAAAAAUAUAUACAAUUAGUUGGUCAAAAUCCAAUAUUAGCGAAUUCUGAUCUCCUUAUCACAUUCCUAUUUUCUGCACAACAAGAAACACAUGGUGUAAGAAUGCAUGAAGUGGACAUAGAAAUAUCUCUGAUGAAUGGAUACAGAAUACCUUUGUCUGUCUCAUCAAUAGAUACUUCAAGUGCUAUAUUAGAUAUUGCAUGUAAUUAUAUAAAUUUGCCAAAAGAAUUGAUUAAGUAUUUCUCUCUGUUCUUAUUCAAUUGGAGCUAUGCAAAAGAUGCACAGCCAUCUUUAAAGAAAUUGGAAGACUAUGAAUCUCCUUAUAUAUCUCAAAAAUAUGUGAGGCCAGAUGAUAAAAUUGUGUUAAGAAAAAGUUAUUGGGACCCUUGCUAUGAUGUUGACUUGAUGAUAGACCGGGUUUCUUUAGACCUUUUGUAUUUACAAAUAAUUGAGGAAAUAGAUCUAGGAUGGAUCACUGCAGACACACAAACUAAAAACAUUUUAUCUGCAUAUGAAGCAAAGAAACAGAAAAGAGAGUAUAUAGAACUGGCAAGGACGUUACGGCACUACGGCAGGAUACCAGCUGGAGAAGCAAUCACAGAUUCAUCUGUCAUUUCUGAUGAUGGCAGUGAUCAAUGCAAAGUGUUGGUGUCUCUUGGCGCUAAGGAGCUCACCUUGACCACAGCUCUACAUCGCUAUAAAGAACAGCGUUUUAAAGUCACCAGGAUGAGAUGCUGGCGUAUAACGACACUGCACGCGGUGGAGAGGGCACCGACCAACGGACACGGGCCGCUACUCGAGGAGGCGAAUAAAAACUUCGAGCUAUCGUUUGAAUAUCUUGUUAGUAAAGACAAUUUGAAAUGGAUAACCUUGAAGACGGAACAUGCAACAUUCAUCAGCGUUUGUUUGCAGGUAUAUCUAUAUAUAUAUUUAUAUUUAUUUAAAACUUUAUUGCAAAAACAGCAAAUAGCGGUCUUAAUGCCAAGGGCAUUCUCUACCAGUCUGCCAGACAGGACGUGGGAGCGAAAAAAUAUAUAUAUCGACGCUGGAAAGCAAACACGUAGUAACCCGCAAAACCAAAAUUGUUCUUUAGAGCAGAAAAACUUUAAUUUUUUUCGAUAAAUAAUUCCUAUAAACGUCCAUGGUAACAAAUUAGGUGUUCCUUAGUCAAUUUAUACGGAAAGAAGAUAUUUUUUCUUGGAAAAAUAUAAAGAUUUUCCACUUUAAAUAUCCAAUUUUGUUUUGCAGGUUCCUACGUGUUUGCUUUCCAGCGUCGAUAUAUUAAAUAAUUUUUGGUUUUUCGAACAUUUUGCCUUGUGGUACAAAGUAGAUCAUUUAAUUCAGACAGACGGUUUUUUAAUGAUAAAACACAAUUAAGAUGUCAAAUAAUAAACAUCUAUAAGACAUUGUGUUGUAUCUACUGUUUUAACCCAACAUUAUUGUUGCCCUAUUAAAACUGUAUUUUUAAUAUAAAUAAAGCACUAGAAUAACUAAAAUAUUAUAAUUCUUCACAAGUCACAAAAGUCGUUAAUACAAUCGAUUUGAAUUCAUUUUCACUCAAAAUCGCUUUUGGUCUAUUGCGAAUGAUAAAAUCUAUUCUGGAAUGGUGCGCUUAUCAAUAAACAA
Diatraea saccharalis (sugarcane borer) is the source of this 2010-nucleotide messenger RNA. The record is from the annotation of a GenBank genome assembly. Lineage: Eukaryota; Metazoa; Arthropoda; Insecta; Lepidoptera; Crambidae.